Molecule: messenger RNA, 1266 nt
Organism: Stomoxys calcitrans (stable fly)
Lineage: Eukaryota; Metazoa; Arthropoda; Insecta; Diptera; Muscidae
Exons: 3
Coding region: 1-1266 (421 amino acids)
Source: RefSeq, a predicted model, not a curated record
AUGGGUGACAGUGAAAACAACACUACCUCGAAAAAGGAAUGCAUUUAUCCGAAAUGGAUAAAGGCAGAACUAUUUGAAGAUGUGCUCAAAGAAGUUGAACCAGAAUUUAAACAAGUUUUGCUGUUUACAAUUGAUUAUGCCUUGGCUCCUGGCGAAAAUUACAACACAAUCAUGCUUAAACCUCAAUUUGAGAUUAAGCUGAAUGAUGAUUCUACUAAAACGGUUAGCUUCAUGAUGAAAGUCGGCCAGGAUACAGAACUCUAUAGGGAAAUGCUUAAGCCACAUAAUGUCUUCGAUGUGGAAAUGGGCAUUUAUACCGAUGUUAUACCUGAACUGCAGGAAAUGUUUCUUGAUGCUGGAUUGAAUGUGAGAUUUUCCCCCAAAGCCUACAAGUUACCCACUGAUGAGAUGCACAUGCUUCUGGAAAAUCUUAAAACUAAAGGUUUUCGCAACUCUAAUCGCUUGGAGGGUUUAGACAUGAAGCACACCAAAUGUGUACUACAAAAAUUGGCCCAGUGGCAUGCUGCCUCAGCGGUAAGAGUCGCCACGAAAGGCAGAUAUCCGGAUUACAUCGCCAAGGGCUAUAUAAAACCCCAAUGUUAUGAGAUAGUCAAAGGCUUGUAUGAAAAUUCCAAGCAGGUGUUGCUGCAAUGUAUAAAGGAAUAUUCCAACUCCGAUAGGUAUUAUGAUAAGGUAGUUCAAUUGCAAAAUAAUAUAGUAGACGAACUCUACAAGACCAUUGAACGCGAGGAAGAUGGGGAUGUCUUUAAAGUUCUAACUCAUGGUGAUAUUUGGUCCAAUAACAUAAUGUUCAAAUAUGAUGAAGAUAAAGGCGAAGUACUUGAGACUUAUUUUGUUGACUUUCAAACUCCCCGUUAUACUUCCCCAGCACCAGACUUAUUGUACUUCAUCUUGUCAUCGUGUAAAUAUGAAAUCAAAUUGGAAAAAUUCGAUUACUUGGUGGCAUUCUAUCACAAACAUUUGAUAGAAAAUUUGAGAUUGCUUAAAUAUGCCAAAUAUGUACCUACGCUUAAGGACAUUCAUUAUAUGGUGUAUAGGCAUGGAGUAUGGGGUUAUGCCACUGUUACAAUUGUUAUGGCUGCGGCUCUAUGCGAUCCCUGCAAAAACGCCGAUUUGAGCAACAUCCUGAGUGAAUCGGAGAAUGCAACUAUAUUCAGGAGACAGAUGUACUCCAAUCCUCGUUAUCGCAAGCAUAUGGAAGCCAUACUGCCAUGGCUUUUAAAUCGCGGACUUUUGGAUUGUUAA